AUGAUUGAGCAAGACCUAGGAAUAAGUCUAACCGCAGAAGUCAAGGAGGCUAUCAACACUUGCAUCAAGCAUAUUUGUGAUCAGCUUGCUGCUCUUUCAUCUGUUCAGAUUCUCGGGCCCAAUCCAAGCUGGACAUCUAUCCCUCAAGAGGACCGGACCAGAAUGUGUGUCAGUCAUUCACAUGCGCUCAAGAAUUAUGAAAUUAAUUUCAUUAGAUGUCAUAAAAACUGGACAUCAAUCACAAAGAGAUUCCACUGCGAUUCGCGAGAAUUGCCAGCUCAAUCCCAAGCUAAAUCUCCAGCUGAAUCCCCACCGGAAUCCCCACUUUUUUCCCGUAGUGAAUGA
Molecule: messenger RNA, 345 nt
Organism: Phycomyces blakesleeanus NRRL 1555(-)
Lineage: Eukaryota; Fungi; Mucoromycota; Mucoromycetes; Mucorales; Phycomycetaceae
Exons: 2
Coding region: 1-345 (114 amino acids)
Source: RefSeq, a predicted model, not a curated record